Molecule: messenger RNA, 2109 nt
Organism: Lecanosticta acicola
Lineage: Eukaryota; Fungi; Ascomycota; Dothideomycetes; Mycosphaerellales; Mycosphaerellaceae
Source: the annotation of a GenBank genome assembly
AUGUCGGGCGAAACAUUCGAGUUCCAGGCGGAGAUCUCCCAGCUCCUGUCGCUCAUCAUCAAUACCGUCUACUCAAACAAGGAGAUCUUCCUGCGGGAACUCAUCUCCAACUCCUCCGACGCUCUAGACAAGAUCCGCUAUGAAGCCCUUUCAGACCCCAGCAAGCUCGACUCGGGCAAGGACCUGCGAAUCGACAUCAUCCCCAACAAGGAGAACAAGACCCUCACCAUCCGCGAUACCGGUAUUGGUAUGACCAAGGCUGACUUGGUCAACAACCUCGGAACCAUUGCCCGCUCCGGCACCAAGCAGUUCAUGGAGGCCCUGUCCGCAGGUGCUGACAUUUCCAUGAUUGGUCAAUUCGGUGUUGGUUUCUACUCUGCAUACCUCGUCGCCGACAGGGUGACGGUUGUCUCGAAGCACAACGAUGACGAGCAGUACCUCUGGGAAUCGAGCGCUGGCGGCACCUUCCGCAUCACCCAGGACACCGAGGGCGAGCAGCUCGGCCGCGGUACCAAGAUUGUCCUUCACCUCAAGGACGAGCAGACCGACUACCUCAACGAGAGCAAGAUCAAGGAGGUUGUCAAGAAGCACUCCGAAUUCAUCUCCUACCCUAUCUACCUUCACGUGCUGAAGGAGACGGAGAAGGAGGUUCCAGAUGAGGAGGCCGAGGAGAGUAAGGAAGAGGGUGACGACAACAAGCCCAAGGUCGAGGAGGUUGACGACGAGGAGGAAGAAAAGAAGGAGAAGAAGACCAAGAAGAUCAAGGAGAGCAAGAUUGAGGAAGAGGAGCUCAACAAGACGAAGCCAAUCUGGACCCGCAACCCACAGGACAUCUCGCAGGAAGAGUACGGUGCUUUCUACAAAUCGCUCUCCAACGACUGGGAAGACCACCUCGCCGUGAAGCACUUCUCCGUUGAGGGUCAGCUCGAGUUCCGCGCUAUCCUUUUCGUUCCCAAGCGCGCACCAUUUGACCUGUUCGAGACCAAGAAGACCAAGAACAACAUCAAGCUCUACGUGCGCCGUGUCUUCAUCACUGACGAUGCUACUGAUAUCAUUCCUGAGUGGCUCUCUUUCAUCAAGGGUGUUGUCGACUCCGAGGACCUGCCACUCAACCUGUCCCGUGAGACCCUCCAGCAGAACAAGAUCAUGAAGGUCAUCAAGAAGAACAUCGUCAAGAAGGUUCUUGAGCUGUUCAACGAGAUUGCCGAGGACAAGGAGCAGUUCGACAAGUUCUACAGCGCCUUCAGCAAGAACAUCAAGCUCGGUAUCCAUGAGGACAGCCAGAACCGCCAAUCCCUUGCAAAGCUCCUGCGCUACAGCUCCACCAAGUCCGCCGACGAGACCACCUCUCUUCAGGAUUACAUCACCCGCAUGCCAGAGCACCAGAAGCAGAUCUACUACAUCACUGGCGAGUCCAUCAAGGCCGUCGAGAAGUCGCCAUUCCUUGACGCUCUCAAGGCCAAGGACUUUGAGGUUCUCUUCCUCGUUGACCCAAUUGACGAGUACGCCUUCACUCAGCUCAAGGAGUUUGAGGGCAAGAAGCUUGUCGACAUCACCAAGGACUUCGAGCUUGAGGAGACUGAGGAGGAGAAGAAGCAACGUGAGGCCGAGGAGAAGGAAUUCGAAUCCCUCGCCAAGUCGCUCAAGAACGUCCUCGGCGACAAGGUCGAGAAGGUCGUCGUCUCCCACAAGCUUGUUGGCGCACCUUGCGCUAUCCGUACCGGUCAGUUCGGUUGGUCUGCCAACAUGGAGCGUAUCAUGAAGGCCCAGGCCCUCCGCGACACCUCCAUGUCCAGCUACAUGAGCAGCAAGAAGACCUUCGAGAUCUCGCCUAAGAGCCCGAUCAUCAAGGAGCUCAAGAAGAAGGUCGAGGCUGAUGGUGAGAGCGACCGCACCGUCAAGAGCAUCACCACCCUGCUCUACGAGACCUCUCUCCUCGUCUCUGGCUUCACAAUCGAAGAGCCUGCUGCCUACGCCGAGCGCAUCCACAAGCUUGUCUCGCUUGGCUUGAACGUCGACGAGGAUGCCGAGACCCAGGAGGAGUCUGCGGCGACCGAGGCUGCUCCAGCAGACGCAGCAGGCGAGAGCGCCAUGGAGGAGGUCGACUAA